Molecule: messenger RNA, 1139 nt
Organism: Triticum aestivum (bread wheat)
Lineage: Eukaryota; Viridiplantae; Streptophyta; Magnoliopsida; Poales; Poaceae
Product: gamma-gliadin B-like
Molecular function (GO): nutrient reservoir activity
Source: RefSeq, a predicted model, not a curated record
CUACCACCACCGCCAAUAUACAGGUCGACCCUAGUGGCCAAGUACAAUGGCCACAACAACAACAACCAUUCCCCCAGCCCCAACAACCAUUCUCCCAACAACCACAACAAAUUUUUCCCCAACCCCAACAAACAUUCCCCCAUCAACCACAACAAGCAUUUCCCCAACCCCAACAAACAUUCCCCCAUCAACCACAACAACAAUUUCCCCAGCCCCAGCAACCACAACAACCAUUUCCCCAGCAACCACAACAACAAUUUCCCCAGCCCCAACAACCACAACAACCAUUUCCCCAGCAACCACAACAACAAUUUCCCCAGCCCCAACAACCACAACAACCAUUUCCCCAGCCCCAACAACCCCAACUACCAUUUCCGCAACAACCACAACAACCAUUCCCCCAGCCUCAACAACCCCAACAACCAUUUCCCCAGUUACAGCAACCACAACAACCUUUACCCCAGCCCCAACAACCGCAACAACCAUUCCCCCAGCAACAACACAUUGAUUCAGCCAUACCUACAACAACAGAUGAACCCCUGCAAGAAUUACCUCUUGCAGCAAUGCAACCCUGUGUCAUUGGUGUCAUCCCUCGUGUCAAUGAUCUUGCCACGAAGUGAUUGCAAGGUGAUGCGGCAACAAUGUUGCCAACAACUAGCACAGAUUCCUCAGCAGCUCCAGUGCGCAGCCAUCCAUGGCAUCGUGCAUUCCAUCAUCAUGCAGCAAGAACAACAACAACAACAACAACAACAACAACAACAACAACAACAACAAGGCAUACAGAUCAUGCGGCCACUAUUUCAGCUCGUCCAGGGUCAGGGCAUCAUCCAACCUCAACAACCAGCUCAAUUGGAGGUGAUCAGGUCAUUGGUAUUGGGAACUCUUCCAACCAUGUGCAACGUGUUUGUUCCACCUGAGUGCUCCACCACCAAGGCACCAUUUGCCAGCAUAGUCGCCGACAUUGGUGGCCAAUGAAAAAUGCAAGCAUUAUGCUAAUAGGUAGAUGGAUCAUCGUUGCUUAGUUGAUGCACCAAUCGUUGUAACGAUGAAAAAUAAAGUGGUGUGCACCAUCAUGUGUGACCCCGACCAGUGCUAGUUCAAGCUUGGGAAUAAAAGACAAACAAAGUUCUUGUUUGCUA